Trichoderma asperellum CBS 433.97 is the source of this 2059-nucleotide messenger RNA. RefSeq lists its product as uncharacterized. The record is from RefSeq and is a predicted model, not a curated record. Lineage: Eukaryota; Fungi; Ascomycota; Sordariomycetes; Hypocreales; Hypocreaceae.
CAAUGCUGUGUUCGAAGUCAAAAGACCAAACGCGGAAAGGGAAAAAGCAAGAAAACAGGAUUCAUGCGGAGGGGUUGCUCCAUGUUUACAAAUUACAUAAAUAUAUUGUAAGUGUGCCCUCAUUAGAUCUCUAGGAAAGGUAGCUCUGCAGCUUCCUAAUUUUCUUUUUUCUUUUUUUCCACAUUUAUCGAGUACAACUCUAGCCAAUAUCUUAAUAUGGCACAAAAGCGACUGUAUGAAAUGCUACCAUGCUUCUUUUAUUUAAAUUUUAGCACUUUCUGUAUGUUAAUUCUUGCAUCGAUGUGUCAUAUCGGCGCUUCUGCCCCUCUAAACAACCGAAACGGAGAAGAAAGAGGCUGCUCCCGGUCUGUAUCAGCGACAUACGAUGUUAUAAUAUACGGGUCAACCCCAGCUGCGCUUGUAGCCGCCAUCCAGACAACGCGUAUGAAUAAGACCGUUGCAAUUGUAUCUCCGACUAACCAUAUUGGCGGCAUGCUGGUGUCUGGCCUUGGUUGGACGGAUUCCAAAAAUGGCAAUGCUAUCGGUGGUAUCGCAAGAGAGUUUUUUAAUCGGGUAUACAACUACUAUCAAUCCAGUUCUGCAUGGACUCAUGGGACAAGAGCACAAUAUAUCAGUCAGAAUAUAGCUGCUCAGCCAGGGCCAGCAAUAGACCAAAGCAACCAAGUACAGUGGACUUUCGAGGCCCAUAUCGCUGAGCAGAUAUUGGAAGACUGGGUUGAAGAGUUGAACAUAACAAUUUUUCGGAAUGAGACACUUGUGGCGUCGACUGAUAGUGUGAUACUAAAAAAUAACCGGAUUGAGUCUAUCAAAACCUUGUCAGGUCAAGUUUAUGAUGCAUUAAUGUUUAUAGACGCCAGUUAUGAAGGUGAUUUUAUGGCUGCGGCCGGCAUUCCAUACAUACUAGGCCGUGAAAGCCGGGCAGACUUUGGGGAAUCUUUGGCCGGAGUGCAAAUCGCAGCAGACAACAACUAUCAGGGAAUGUCUCCGUACGUUACUGAGGGAGACUCCACUAGCGGCCUUAUUCAUGGAAUCGACCGUGUUCUUACAGCCACAGAGGCUCAGCAGUUGAAUGGUACUGCCGAUAAUCUUCGACUUCAAGCAUUCAAUUAUCGGAUUAGCUUAACGCAGCAAUCUGACAACUUAGUGCCCUUUUCUCAACCAGAUGAUUACGACGAAGGUUCCUAUGAGAUUUUAUUCCGCUAUAUCGAAGCAGGCGACGCUACGCUUCCAUUUUUCACAUCGCAGUUUAUGCCGAAUGAAAAAACAGACAGUAACUCAAAUGGACAAGUUAGCACCGAUUUCUUGGGCGGAAAUUAUGACACAGUCAAGCAAACAAAUUACAUUGAACAGAGUUUGGAACAACGGCAAAUAAUCGCCAACAAUUAUAAAACGUACACUCAAGGCUUUUUUUGGACGCUGGCAAACCACCCCAGAGUACCUGCAACAAUUAGGAAUGCAACAAGUGCAUGGGGCUAUGCUAAAGACGAGUGGACAAGUAAUGGAAAUUGGCCAUAUGACAUUUACAUACGAGAAGCAAGACGCAUGCAGGGAAACUAUACUAUGACGCAAAACGAUGUACAGAGCCCCAAGGGAUUCGGUACAGAUAGUAUUAUUGGUCUUGGAUCCUACACUAUGGACGUUCACGAGGCAGAAAGAAUAGUCAUCGGGUCUGCAGUUCAGAAUGAGGGACUGGUUCAUGUCCCAGUGGCGAAUCCUUUCCCCAUUCCAUUCGGCAGCAUUAUUCCUUCCUCGGACUCUAUUACUAACUUUCUGAAUCCUGUUACAAUGAGCGGUACUCACGUGGCGUUUGCGGCCAUCCGACUGGAGCCAACAUAUAUGAUAAUGGGACAGAGUGCAGCGACGGCUGCUGUGUUGGCGAUUGAACAGUGUGUAAACAUACAAAAUGUUGACAGGCAAGCGCUGAGCGACCGAUUGGAGGCAGAUAAGCAAAUACUGUCUCUGUGAAUAUUGAAAAUUCGCUAGAUCUUUUGAGUUAGCUUGAGAGUCUUAUAUUACCGUCCUAAUUAAAUACAUUCAC